Messenger RNA from Paramecium octaurelia, 743 nucleotides. NCBI's taxonomy places the organism in Eukaryota, Ciliophora, Oligohymenophorea, Peniculida, Parameciidae. The record is from the annotation of a GenBank genome assembly.
GAAAUCUAAAAUAGAGAAUUGCAAAGAUAACAUGAAUUGGAUGCAUUAAUAGAAAAACAUUAAUAAUUGUUAAAUCUGUACCUCAAAAUCCAAAUAAAUAUUACAAAGAAAUCAAUUAGAAAUUGGAUAAAAUUAAAGGAAAGUAGAUCCAUUAGUUAAGAAAAUUUGAUUAUGUACAACUUGAAUAUCCUUUCCUGGACAUCUGUUAGCAAGAGGAGUCUCUAGGAUGAUCUAACUCAUUCUGAAAAAUUAACUGAAUUUUUAAUUGACGAUUUACUAUUCGAAUUGGUAGAUAUACUGGAUACUUUGGAGAUGAAGAAGAUGGAAGAAGAAAGAUAGGGGUAUGAGUAAAUGGCAUUGUGUGAUUACAUAGAAGCUGUUAAAGAUAUUGCUUUAGAUUAAGACAAAGUUGAAUAGAAUUUCUAAAAAACUAGAUAACAAUUUAUGAGAGAUAGUAUAUAAUCAUAAUAUUUAAAUAGCUAGACUUGAUUAAAAAUGUACCAGUUGAAUUAUUGGGCAGAGAUUAGUAAUAUUAUGUAAAUCCUAUGGAUCGUUCGCGAUCAAAAGAUUUGUCAUGUAGAUUCAUCAUUAAAAUUAUGGAAGAUAGAAAAAAAAGAAUAUAAUACAUUACUUAAGAUAAAUAGUAUUAUCCUAAGAAUAUUGAGUAAUUGAUUUCGUAAAUUAUUUACUUAUUCAAAUUAGAUAACAGAAAAUAUACUGGAAGAAAUGAUAUGGGAAAGAGC